UGAUGUUUGCUAGACAAAUCAGCCAGACGAGUAAGAGAACAUUGAGAUGCGGAUAUUCAACUAGCGUCGUACCACCACGCUCUGCUGUAAACACCAGCCAAGAGAGAGGAAACCCAGUUGCAGAGCUCCCAGGACAAGCUGAGGACAGAGCAACGAAAUGGUCACCAAGACAGAGAAGCAAAGAGGACGCAUACGUUGGUGCGAGAUUUGAGCAGAAGCACCUCGGUUUGCAGCCAAAUCCAAAAGCUGCGAUUGAGUUGAUUGCACAAGAGCCUGUCAGGUUAGUUGAGGGACGCGUUGCCAGCUGUGAUGGUGGCGGCGGUCCGCUUGGACACCCAAAGAUCUACAUCAAGCUCGAUAAGCCAGGUGCACAUGCUUGCGGAUACUGUGGCAUCAGAUUUGAACAAGCACACAGCGAACAUCACUAAAUGGUAGAAAUAUAUUUCCUUCUCUUUAUUUUACAACUCUAGCAAUGACUUCACAGCUGCGAUUGACUCUUCUGCGACUUCUUCACGGGAUUUGUCGAUAUCGACAACUCUGACGUCGGUUUCAUCUUCCUCUGGCUCCUCUAAAGUUUGAAGUUGGCUAUUGAGCAUUCUUUCAGUCAUGAAGUGACCCUUUCUGGCUGACAUCCUCGCCUGGAGUGCUUCCUGACUACCUUUGAGGUAUAAGAAGUAUGUUUUUAUAGGUGAGAACUGGGUAUCCGAAGUGACUUUCUCAUCCCCACGGAGGGUGUCCCUAUAGAUCUUCUUGAGAGCUGAGCAGGCGAUGAGUAUAACCGGUCUCUUGACGUCUUUGUCGUGUGCACCGUCUGUUAUUUCUUGGGCUUUGCGAUGCAUAACCUUCAACCAGGGCUCUCUAUCCUCGUCCGUAAGAGGUUCACCUCUCGACAUCUUAUCGACAUUCGCUUGUGGGUGCAGAUCAUCGCCGUCGAUAAACUGCACGUUAAGAGAGGCUGCUAUAUCAUUACCGACUGUGCUCUUACCGGAGCCAGAUGUACCCAUUAUAAUAAUUAAAGCUGGUCUUUUAUCUCCUUC
Messenger RNA from Wallemia mellicola CBS 633.66, 1037 nucleotides. RefSeq lists its product as hypothetical. Lineage: Eukaryota; Fungi; Basidiomycota; Wallemiomycetes; Wallemiales; Wallemiaceae. The annotation marks the transcript as partial. The transcript has 6 exons. Gene Ontology annotation, biological process: mitochondrial electron transport, NADH to ubiquinone. The record is from RefSeq and is a predicted model, not a curated record.